Trichomonas vaginalis G3 is the source of this 1155-nucleotide messenger RNA. Its product is annotated as S-adenosylmethionine synthetase family. The record is from RefSeq and is a predicted model, not a curated record. Lineage: Eukaryota; Parabasalia; Trichomonadida; Trichomonadidae. Gene Ontology annotation, molecular function: ATP binding; methionine adenosyltransferase activity. Gene Ontology annotation, cellular component: cytosol. Bases 1 to 1155 code for a protein of 384 amino acids. Gene Ontology annotation, biological process: S-adenosylmethionine biosynthetic process. The transcript has a single exon.
AUGUCACAGAAGUUCCUCUUCACCAGUGAAUCCGUCACAGAAGGUCAUCCAGAUAAGAUGUGCGACAUUAUUUCCGAUACAAUUCUUGAUGCUUGCCUCGCUCAAGAUCCAAAUUCAAAGGUUGCUUGCGAAACAUGCACAAAGACAGGUAUUGUCUGCCUUCUUGGUGAAUUGACAUCCAAUGCUCACCUCGAUUAUCAGAAACUCGUUCGUGAUGCCGUUCGUAAGAUUGGCUACACAUCAUCCAAGCUUUGCUUCGAUGCUGACACAUGCGCUGUCAUGGUUUCCAUGUGCCAGCAGUCUGCUGAUAUCGCUCAGGCCGUCCAUCUUAACAAGAAGGCUGAGGAAUUAGGUGCUGGUGAUCAGGGCAUCAUGUUCGGCUACGCUACAGACGAAACAGAAGAGCUCUUCCCACUUACACACGUUCUUGCUCACAAGCUUGCUCGCCGCCUCACAGAAGUCCGUAAGAAUGGAACACUUCCAUUCCUCGGCCCAGAUGGCAAGACACAGGUUACAGUUGAAUACGAGCGCACAAAUGGCCACCUCAAGCCACUCCGUAUCCACACAAUUCUCAUCUCUACAAUGCACACAGAUGAUGUUACAUUAGACAAGCUUCGUGUUGAAGUCAAGAAGCACGUCGUUGAUCCAGUUCUUCCAAAGGAACUCGUUGACCACACAAUCCUCCACAUCAACCCAGGUGGCAGAUUCGUCAUCGGUGGCCCACUCGGCGACUCUGGUUUGACCGGCCGUAAGAUCAUUGUCGACUCUUAUGGAAGCUGGGGUGCUCACGGUGGUGGUGCUUUCUCUGGCAAGGACCCAUCAAAAGUCGAUAGAUCUGCUUGCUACGCUGCUCGUUGGGUUGCUAAGUCCCUCGUUGCUGCUGGCCUCUGCUCAAGAUGCUUAGUUCAACUUUCAUACGCUAUCGGUGUUGCCCACCCACUUUCUAUCUUUGUCGAUACAUACGGCACAGGAAAGGGCAAGACAGACGAAGAAAUUGUCGAAAUUGUUAACAAGAACUUCGAUCUUAGACCAUACGCUAUCAUCCGUGAUUUGGACCUUCUUCGCCCAAUCUAUGCUCAGACAGCUGCUUAUGGCCACUUCGGUCGUACAGAUAUCGACCUCCCAUGGGAAAAGGUUAAGGAGAUCAAGUAUUAA